Punica granatum (pomegranate) is the source of this 1049-nucleotide messenger RNA. The record is from RefSeq and is a predicted model, not a curated record. Lineage: Eukaryota; Viridiplantae; Streptophyta; Magnoliopsida; Myrtales; Lythraceae.
UUUAUUAUUAUCUUUCCCGAAAAUGGAGGCCAUUAAAAAGAAGUCUGCCCCGACCCAGCCCCCCUUCUUCCUCCUGUGUGACUGGCUCCGUUUCUCUUUCGUCCACUUGCUCGCUGCAACAUCAAACCCAGCCCCCCAUCAAGAACCCCGGAAGGGAGCACCCGAAUCCGUCGGCGGCAGAGACCGAUCCAUCCAUCCAUCAUACCCCAUCUGAUCCAUCCAUCCAUCCGAGAGCAGCAGCAGCAGCCAUGGAGGUUCUAAUGGGGCCUACUCUGCGGAUCGACCGGGUGAGGAGCGACCUCGACUCGGGCAUCGAUGAGGAGGAGUCCUCCGACAGCUCAAUCGGUGCGCCGGACGACAGCGAGGAGGAGGACGAGGAGGUGGAAGAAGAGGAGAGAGACGACGAACAUGACGACGGCGGCGGCGCCUCGUCGGAUAAGGGGAAGCUGAGGAAAGGGUCCGGCUCUCUCGGCAAUUUGGCAUCUCUCGAAGAUUCCCUGCCCAUCAAGAGAGGGCUGUCCCUCCACAUCUCGGGGAAAUCGAAGUCGUUCACGAAUCUGGCGGAGGCGAGCAUCGGGACGGUGAAGGAUCUGGAGAAAACAGAGCACCCCUUCAACAAGAAGAGGCGGAUGCUCCGUUGGUCGAGGAACAACUUCUCCGGGUACUAUAAGUGGUCGAACCCCAGGUCGAUGCCGGUCUUGCCCCUGAUCGAGGACGAGGAAGACGACGACGACGAGAGAGACGAGGAAGGAGGCGACCACAACAACAACAGAUCCCCCGACAUGGACCCAAGCUCCCCGGGAAGCAAACAGAGACAUAGGCACCGUGUGUUGAAGUCCAGAAGCUGUUUCGCCCUUGCAGAUUUGCCUGAGGAAGAAGAUGAUGAUGAUUAGUAAACUAGCCCAUUUUUCUCUCCUUUUUUUAUUUUCCUUUUCUUUUAUUUGCCUUUCUUUUUAUCCUUUCCUUUUUUUUUUUUUCUUAUUUUUGCCCUCUGACAGGUGUUUGUUUCCCAAUAUAUAAAAAUGGAGAUAAAUAAAUGGAUAAAAUUU